Molecule: messenger RNA, 1638 nt
Organism: Cylindrotheca closterium
Lineage: Eukaryota; Bacillariophyta; Bacillariophyceae; Bacillariales; Bacillariaceae
Source: the annotation of a GenBank genome assembly
AUGAAAAAGAAACCCAAGUGCGAUAUUUGGAUUGUGGGUCUCGCUUUCAGUGCAAUCUACUUCGCUUUGCUUCUUACUCAGGUGAUCCAUCAUGACCCAACUGCGAUGGCACUGGAACAUUCACCUCAAGAAGAUCUCGUCAUGCCCAGGAUCAAAUCAUCAUCUACAGAGCCAAAAGAAAGCAGAAGUAUACACGGAACGAAUCAUCUGCCUUUACAGGAAGAAGAAAGCGAGCUUCGAAUGUUACACAAUGCUCUGAAUGAAACUCUAACAUCAAGUCCAACUGCAACCACGACCAAGACUACAACUAGGACUUCGACUUCGACUACAACAACAACGACACUGACACUGACAACUUUGAGCCCAACCGUGAUCGCAAUCGAGACAAGAGAACGCCAAGAUCACAAUUACAGCGAAACAAAUGCUCUCAGAAACCAAACAAGAAUUCCAUUGUCAGACUCCGCUUCAUCAGCAACCUCAUCUCCCAAUCCUUUACCAACUCUUGAAUACAACGGAACAAACUCCUUCGGUGCCUGCUUAAUGUGGAUGGAUGAUUACGAGAGAUUGAUUGAAUGGAUCGCCUAUCAUUACCAUGUCUUGCCAAUGCGACAUUUAGUUAUUUAUCGUGAUCCAAAGAGUGACAAGGAUCCGACAAAGAUUUUGGAACGAUGGAAGCCAUAUCUGGAAAUUACAUACUGGACAGACAUUCACCAACUUUCAUUCAUCCCGCAGGCUAGAAGUAUUCUAUCCCAACUGAAUGGCGUUUCACGCUUCUACAAAUUGCAAGGUAUUGUAGCAACUUUGCAUGGCAAUAUUCGAUCAGUUGAUCUUCCUAACAUGCUGAUUUGGGCUCGCUUUCCAGGAUUGUUUUAUCGCAAUUGCCUCAACCAUCUCAAGCAGAACAAGUGGACUUGGACCUUUGUUGGGGACACGGAUGAGUUCUUGGUACUCAAUGCAAAGGUACUUCCUGCCGCUCCAGAAAUGAUGGAGCAAUCCGGAAUCAUCCUCAAAACACUCAAGGCUGCCCAAAGUGGAAACGAGAUCAUGAAAAUGCAAAACACCACUGUCAAACUAAUCAAUUCUCAGAAGCAAAACAUUCGAUGGGGGAACAAAGCAACGCUAUGCCUUUGCUUGAUGCGGCAACAAUUCUCCGGGUUUGAGAGUCCACAAGAAGCGGUGACAAAAGAUGUGCCGGCCGUUUUCGAUCCUUUUCGAUUUCAAACAAUGAGAUUUCGAUACCAUCGCCGAAAAACGAUCAUUGGAAAGUGUAUCAUUGAUGCUUCACGUGUCUCUGUGAACGUCUAUACUCGUUUUUCACAGCAUAUGCUCAUCAGGGAGUGCGGAUCGGCGUGGGGGGAAAGUCAAGACCUGAUGCACGUCAAUCACUAUCUUGGGACAUGGGACUACUUUGAUAGACCCAACGAUGUCAGAGGUGGAAAAGACCGCUAUGAAACCUUCAUGAAGAAAAAUCUAGAGGUGAAUAAAACAAUCACUGGUAAGCUAGGAGAUACGCCUCGUAAAUGGUUGGCGUCAUUUCUCCAAACCUUUGGCGAAGAAAAAGCGUCAGUGCUUCUGGAAGGUGUCGGAUUUCCUUACAACAACAAAACUGCCCUGCCCACAAUGAUAGUGACAGACUGA